AUGGACAGGUUGCUUGGUUUGAAUGCAUUGCUACCUAAGGCUGUAAAAGGACCCAACUCCCUGUUUUGUAACAAUAACAAGUGUGAGAUGCGACAUGUCCCAGGCGUGCCUCAAUACCUCACUAAGAUUUCUGUUUAUGACAAAAGUGAGCACGCAGUAUUCGUCGUACUUGGUGACGCUAGCAAAGUGUUGGCAGGGAAGCCUGCAUCAGAAUUAGUAGCUACUUAUUUUGAGGCUAAUGAGGAUGCUGGACCUGACCAUUGCGUUCCAGUCCCUCAAGCUCUGCUUGAUGCAAUAGGGAAGACUUUCAAGUUCAUAGUGAAGAUCUCUGAUCAUAAUUUGACAGGCAAGAUUCAGUCCAUAACUGUCACAAAGAUACUACCACCUGAUGAGGCUACUGCUGAAACUGCUGAUGGUAUUUUAAAGACUGGAGAUGAGACUGGUGAGGCUUCCGGAGGCAGUGAAAGUUCUACAGGUGAUAAUGUUAGGAAAGCUUCAGAUGGCCUUGGAUCAUAUGAAACAAAACGUCUGAAGAUUGGCUAA
Molecule: messenger RNA, 543 nt
Organism: Eruca vesicaria subsp. sativa (arugula)
Lineage: Eukaryota; Viridiplantae; Streptophyta; Magnoliopsida; Brassicales; Brassicaceae
Source: the annotation of a GenBank genome assembly